AGCGCUCCUUUUCCCUCUGCAUUUCCCAGUAAUUGCUUUCUUUUCUCCCUAGCUCUGAAAAGGCUGCGCGAAGCUGCCAAUGGCAAUGACUCGGACACAGCAACUCUUGGAGGAUGGAACUGACCCCUGUGCUGCGGACGACAAAGGCCGGACGGCCCUGCACUUUGCCUCCUGCAAUGGCAAUGAUCACAUUGUGCAAUUGCUUCUGGACCAUGGGGCUGACCCAAAUCAGAGAGAUGGACUGGGAAACACUCCCUUACAUUUGGCUGCCUGCACGAACCAUGUUCCUGUCAUCACCACGCUGCUGCGCGGAGGGGCCAGAGUUGAUGCCUUGGAUCGAGCUGGCAGAACCCCGCUGCACCUGGCUAAAUCAAAGCUUAACAUCCUGCAGGAAGGACUCUCCCACAGCCUGGAGGCUGUACGUCUUGAAGUGAAACAGAUUAUCCAGAUGUUGAGGGAAUACCUGGAGCGUCUGGGGAGGCAUGAGCAAAAGGAACAGCUGGAUGACCUCUGCUCCAAGUUACAGAUGACCAGCACAAAGGAGCAGGUGGAUGAGGUUACAGACCUCCUGGCCAGCUUCACGUCGCUCAGCCUGCAGAUGCAGAAGAUGGAGAAGAGGUAACAGGCUUCCAAACCAUCAUCUUGAUCCAAAAGGAGAAGCCUUAGAGAGAAAAAGAGGAAGCUGAAGCUUGCUUCCUAGAUUGCUGAAUGAACAUUGCAGCCACUGGCCAUUCCUGCCAGAUCCACUCUCUGGGUGGUGUGCAGACUCUCCAUGCAGGUGCUGCCACAGCUGCCUCAUGGGCUGGCAGUGGGCUUUGGACAAUAGAGUGCUGCAGCUGAGACUUUUGGAAAAAAAGAGCUGCUCCUCUUUUUAUCAGAUGGCGCUGGGUAGGAUGCCCCUUCUCCUAAGCUCUUCGGCUCAAUGUAGGUGGUGGCUGGAGCCAUGUGUGGUCACCCAUCCUGACUAGUGCCCUCAGCAGCUGGCCAGGAUUACAGAUCUGCUUGGAAUAGGCUUCUUUUGCCAUCGUCGUAAGUACUAAGUUGCACAGGGUGGGGAGUGGAAGCCUUGGACAAUAGAAGGUUUGUGCUAUGGGAAUAACACACUCGUAGUGCUGCGCUCUAGCAGCUGAGCAAACAUACUGCCUUUAGAAACAAGGGCAGAGGCUUAAUCCUAACCUUCCCCAGAGCCUACGGUCAGAGGGGAGACAAUUUGUCUGGUUACGAAUGGAGUACAAAGCUUUUAAUCACUAGACUAACAGCUUCCACUGAUCCCACUUUUUAAAUCACUGCUGCAAGUUAGUGCUUAAAUGCUGCAGUGAAAUACUUGUGCGAAGUACCCCGGUAGACAGUUAGCAGAUAAUAGCUGCCCUGAUGCAAGGAUGUGGUUUUUGGGGUGGUUUAAUCCUAGUGCGGAUUUAGGCAGACGUCUACAUCUGGCAAGGAACCCCACCAUAACUGACUUUUCUGUUUCCCAUUACUGGUGGUUUCAGGUCAGAGGUCCAGUGGGAACAGAAGAUGUUGUGUACUCAGCCAUAUUAGUGGGCUGAGAUGGAGGAGAAUGUAUGGCCUUUUAUGCCUUAGCAGCACCAAACCCAGAGCUGACACCUGUGCAGUGUUUCUUGCUUGUCAGGAGAUGUGCUGUACCAGGCUCUGAAGUUCAGCUUGGGGAACGAGCUCUGACCUCUGCUGGAAGCCUGAAGUGAUGCCGCUGUGAAGGAUGAGAGAAUUGCCUUUGCUACUCUCUUGCUUCUGCUCCUCUGAGAUCAGUAACGAAGACGUAGGCAGCUUAGUUUUGGAGCAGGGAUCUCGUAGGCAGGGCAUAACCGACAGCAGGAUGACGAGAAUAUGCCUAGUAGCAAUCUGAGUUCCCAUCUGUGUACCACACUCAAAUGACUUGGUGUGCUGAUAGUGAUACCCAUCCCACAGUCUGGGAAUUGCAGGUUUGGAGUGCCCAUUCUUAGGAUUCAGCUUAAGCUUUCAAGAGCCACGGUUCAGAGCAUUCUUCAGAGACCAUCAGGUCGGUUAGCCUCAUGUUGUCUAGAGACUGAUCCUUGUCCAGGAAAAGACUUAACUUGGCCUCCAAGUUCAAAGCUGAGAUAUCAGAAACAUGCAAGGCUUUAAAUGGGCUGGUUCUCGGGGUGUUGGGAGGCCAUGGUUGGGACUAACAGUAUUGUGGUUUGGCUGGAGCUGUCGCUGUGAAUACUGAUAUUUCAUUAUGAUAUGCUGGAUGGGAAGAAUACUGAGCAGGUGGGAGACAAUCUGACCUUUUUGUAUUUCGACCUUCAAUAAAAUCCUAUCAGCUUUUUUGAACUCCUUAGCUCAUUUCAGAGCAGCUCAUUCUUCCUCCUUUACGUACGUUCCAGGCCCCAGGUGCAGCACCAGACUUGGUAGCUGCUACUCUCAAACCUGGUACUGAAAUUAGAAGUGACAAUAUCAAGCUGUUUGAAUUCAAACAGCAAUCUGUUUGCAAGUUGAGGUACUUAGCUGCUGACUCACCUUCUGACCUUGACUUCCACAGCCAAGAAAUCCAAACUUGAACUCUAGUUAGUUGCUGUGAAACCGUAAAAAUAGAGGAAAGAGAAUCUCAGCAGGGUUACUUCAAGCUGGCAGAAGACAUGUUUUGCAAAGAGGAGAGCACAGCCUUCCCAGUCUGUGCUCCAGCAUAAGUGCGGAGCUGGUAGGGAGAAGGCAGCUAAUUCUUGUACCUUGCCCAUUGCCAAAUAAAAUUGUUAUGCUUUGAAGAGGCAGCAGGGGAAUGAGGUGCUGGAGAAGGACAUCCCCUGGGCAGGAGAGAGACUUUGCAGGGUGGUCUCUAUCUGAGUAGGUGAACUCUGUGUCCAGCCUUUACUUAUCUUGCUUCUUUCCAUCUUCACAGCCUAGCAUUGGUGUCCAUCUACACCCAGCUGUCACUGCUUCUGCACUCAACGGUUUUGUUGCUGAGGAGACCAUUAAGGUACCUAAAGAGGAGGCUGCUGAGCUUCUCUUUAUAGCUGCAGUUACCUUUGUUGCAGAUGUUGUCUGCAAACUCGAUGCAGCUUGGAGGCUUUCCUCAAAAUCAGGACUACGCUUUAACUGGGUUCAGAGCUAAGAUUUUAGUCUGAGCGCGCAUGAAGUUGCCCACAGCUCUCAGGCUCCUAGUUUGUCUGUUGGAGUUUUUUGUAACUGCUACUGUGUGCAUGCUGGGAGUGGAAAGGUAAGGGUGCUGCAGCCAGCUGCAAGCACCUGCUUUGCCUCUUUUGCACCGCUGCUGCCUCCACGGGUGUCGGAGACAAUGGGAGACAAGCACAUCCUAUGAUGAUCACAAGCCUCAGUUUAUUUGCGCACUCUUAUGACUUAUAUAACAGAGUUAAUUAGCUCAUACAUAUUGCAACAGCCAGGCUCCUUAUAGGUUUGAUACAAUUUAGUGCUUAUCUUGCAAAACAGUUACCCUCGUGUUAACGUACAUGAGCCCUUCUUAACCGCAGUCAGUUAUUUACAGCUUCGUUUGUGUUGAUUUAGUAUUUGACCCUCGUUUCACAUCCACUUCUUCAAGCACUUCCUCAGACACGAAUUUCGCGUGCUUCUUAUUGCCCUCUGGCAUGUAGCCAUCUUGCAGUGAGACUUCCCACAUUUCCCCCUUCUUCUCUUAGUAGGACAUAGUUAAUCUGCAUUUUAUUCAGCAAUCGAAUAAGCAUUUUUUGGAGGCAAGCGAAUACACAAGGUAAUAUCGACAGGAGUAGCAGCAGCAUAAGUCCUAUGUUUAUGCCAUACAUGAUUAUGGUUUUAAACCACGGACCAAUGCCAAAGGAUGAUAGCCAAAUAUCGAGUGGGUUAGUGGAGACUUUAAUGUCUUUGGUAUGAUCCUUAAGCCAUUGCAGUUGUUUGUGAAUUGAUUCUGAAUUGGAGGAAA
Molecule: messenger RNA, 3889 nt
Organism: Struthio camelus australis
Lineage: Eukaryota; Metazoa; Chordata; Aves; Struthioniformes; Struthionidae
Source: RefSeq, a predicted model, not a curated record